Mercenaria mercenaria is the source of this 8294-nucleotide messenger RNA. RefSeq names its product protein slit-like. Gene Ontology annotation, biological process: axon guidance. Lineage: Eukaryota; Metazoa; Mollusca; Bivalvia; Venerida; Veneridae. The record is from RefSeq and is a predicted model, not a curated record. Bases 429 to 4892 code for a protein of 1487 amino acids. The transcript is spliced from 36 exons. Gene Ontology annotation, molecular function: heparin binding; calcium ion binding; Roundabout binding.
UUAGUUGAAUGUAAACCAGUGUAUCGGAUAGACUACCGUGCUAUAUGGAUUUUACUUCUGUGCUGUAAAAAAGAUACUUUUUGGGGACGGAUUUAUUAUAGCGUGUCUAAUCAUUCUGUUUUAAUAUAUGUGAAGUUUUACAUACAUAUAUUUGAUCAAUUUAAAUCCAAUCAGUUUGAAUUGUUUUAAUUUUGUUUUAUGUAAAUACACGCAAAAUAUAUAAUAAAAUUGGAUUAAAGAAAAGAAAAAUGUGAUUUUUCGAAAAAGAUGAGAAAAGAAAAUACAAAAUAUAAGAUAUAUAUUUUCACAGAAAAAUUUCGUGCAAAGUUUUAGUUUGUCAGAAAUUUGUCAGCUUCAGAUGUGAUUUUCAAAGGAAUUAUUUCGUGAAUUAUAAUUAUUUAUAUAAUUGUUCUUGAAAAUACUUCACAAUGGGCACGCUAGCCCCAAAGACACCUUGGAUUUACCUUGGAUUAAUUACUGUGUGUCUAGUGAGCAUUGUCAAUGGUGUCGCAUGUCCGCACGAGUGUACGUGCACGCGGAGUCGAAUGGAUUGUUCAUUCAAGAAACUGAAAAGUGUUCCAUCAAAUAUACCAGUCUCUAUUAAAAAAUUGGAUUUACAGGGUAAUGAAAUAACAACUAUCAAAGAAACAGAUUUUAAAAAUCUUCGUCGAUUGCGGAGCUUAAAUCUUAUGAAAAAUCAAAUUGAAACGAUAGAGAAGAGUUCAUUUCAAGACCUUGUUAAUAUGAAGCGAUUACGUUUGGAUCGUAACAAAUUAAGACAAGUACCCGAUCUUCUAUUUGCAAAUAUGCCACAGCUACAGCGACUAGAUUUGAGUUUCAACAAAAUAAAAAGAAUAGGAAGACGAACAUUAAAAGGCUCGAAAGUUUUAAAGAAUUUACAACUGGAUCAUAAUGAAAUAUCGUGUAUAUCUGACGCUACGAUCUCAAACCUGCAAGAAAUGAUUUACUUAACUUUAAACAAUAAUAACUUAACUUCUUUGCCAGAAAAUCUUUUUACCGGAAUGACAAGAUUAAAAGUUUUGAGAUUACGGGAGAACAAGUUUAACUGCGAUUGUCACCUUACCUGGUUAUCAAGGUGGCUGCGACCUAGAAAACGUUUAGCGAAACAUCUCACGUGUUAUGGGCCCGUCAACUUCCGGGGAAAACUGUUCAGCAGAAUUCAAGACCAAGAUCUGAAAUGCAAUGAUGUUGAUACAUCCUCUUCACAAUGCGAGGAAGAUUCCAUUUGUCCAGAGGAAUGCACGUGCACGGGUUCCUUCGUAGACUGCCGAGACCGAGGUUUGACUGAAAUACCCGAGGUUCUUCCGAUUGAUGCUACUGAAUUACGGAUAGAGCAAAACAAAAUUACAAGAAUACGAGCGGGCAGCUUUGAAAACAUGCAUAGACUGAGAAGAAUUGAUAUAAGCAAUAACGAAAUUGUUGUAAUAGACUCUGAAGCAUUUGCUGGGCUUUCAUCUUUGAAUACACUGGUAAUCUACGGGAACAAGAUAACCGAACUCCCACUUAACGUAUUUGACGGUCUGUCAUCUCUGCAACUUUUGUUAUUGAAUAGAAACAAAAUUUCAUGUGUUCCAGUCGAGACGUUCAAAGAUCUCACAAGUCUAAAUUUGUUAUCUUUGUAUGACAAUAAAAUCGAAUCGCUUGCAAACGACACUUUCUCACCACUGAUCAAUUUACAAACACUACAUUUGGGACGAAACCCUUUCAUCUGUGACUGCAACCUUGCAUGGUUGUCGGACUAUCUUGAGGCGAACCCAAUAGAGACCAGCGGGGCCCGAUGUGUCAGACCUAAACGGAUGGAGCGGAAAAAAUUAAGUGGCACAAAAUCAUCUAAGUUCAAAUGUAAAGGUACAGAGGAGUAUCGUACCAGGAAUGCCGGAAGUUGUACCAUUGAUAACACAUGCCCACUCAAGUGUGACUGUUCUGGUACCACAGUUGAUUGUUCCUCAAGACGUCUGACGUCAGUGCCGACUAAUCUCCCAUCAUACAUCACACAGCUAAACCUUAAAGACAACCAGAUAUCAAAGCUUUCGCAAGGUGCAUUUAGCGAACUACCAAACUUGCAGAUUCUAGAUCUGAGUGACAACCUCCUUGAAAUUAUUGAAGACAACACAUUUGGAUCAUUAGAAAAGCUGGUAGAACUAAACCUUGCAAACAACCGAUUGGACAAAGUUUCUGGAAGAAUGAUGGCUGGACUGAUAGGAGUGCACCAUAUAUCGCUGACUGGUAACCGAUUGACAUGCAUUAGUAACGCUACAUUCCGAGACACAGUCAAUCUGAGGAAACUAGAUCUGUUUGGGAACCAGAUAGGGUGCAUUCAGGAGGGUGCUUUUGACAGAACAACAGAACUGUCUUCAUUGAAUCUGAUGUCAAACCCAUUCUCGUGUAACUGCCAUCUCAAGUGGUUUUCCAAAUGGUUAAAAUCACAUAACGUUUUGGUUGGAAGUCUUACGUGUUAUUUCCCGCGCAAAAUGCGCGACACGCCAUUUUUGGACGUUGAUCCCGAAGAAAUGAUAUGUGAAGAGAACAACGAGAUUGGCUGUAAUGUAGGAAUCCCACCAUGUUGUUCGGAUCAACCGGCAGGAGAUUUAAUCCAAAGAAAUUGCGAUCCACGUGUGCAUUGUCCAGACAAGUGCACAUGUACCGGAACUGUUGUUAGAUGUAGCCGGAAGGACCUGAAAAAUAUUCCAAAAGGCAUACCACUAGAUACAACAGAACUAUACCUUGACGACAAUGGUAUAGAAGAGGUCGAGAGUUCAUCAGAUGACAUUGUCAGUGAAAUAGGCAGACUCACGCAGCUGACCCGCCUGGACCUGAGUAACAAUCAGAUUAUGAGCCUGCCUCCGAAGCUGUUUGCUAAUUUGACACAUCUGUCAACAUUAAUCAUGAGUUACAACAAAUUGCAAUGUGUUGCUGAUACAACAUUUAGUGGAUUGAACGAACUCAGAAUUUUGUCCCUUCAUGGAAACAACAUGUCAUCCAUUCCUUAUGGUACCUUCGAUGAUUUAACAUCUCUCACACAUCUGGCACUAGGUGGAAAUCCAUUGUAUUGCGACUGUGGAUUGAAGUGGCUGUCAGACUGGGUGAAGAAGAAGUAUGUAGAAUCGGGCAUUGCUGCAUGUGUCGGUCCAGACAGUAUGGUGAACAAACUGAUGUUGACUACACCUUCUAGCUAUUUUGAAUGCAAUAGCGAACCGGACCCCGAAGUACAGGCUAAAUGUAACGUAUGUUACCGGAAUCCAUGCCAGAAUCGCGGAGUCUGUACAGCCCUUGGAUUCAGAAACUUCAAAUGUGACUGCACACCUGGUUUCCAUGGCAAGAGAUGUGAAGAGGAAAUAAAUGCGUGUUUCGGCAACCCCUGCCAUAACAACGGCAUCUGUAAAAUCAAAGACCGCAAGAAUCUCUUUGGUAGUUUUAUGUGUGUAUGUUUGCCUGGAUUUGAGGGGGAACGCUGCGAAGUAAACAUUGACGAUUGUAAAUCACAUACUUGUCAAAACGGAGGCACAUGUGUUGAUGGUGUACAAACUUACACGUGUCAGUGCACGCCGGGAUACACGGGUGAAAAGUGUGCCGACAAAAUAGAAUUCUGCACUGAACAAUAUAACUUCUGUGAGAGAGGAAAGUGUAUUGAUCUAUCUACUGACUACAGGUGCGAGUGUCCAGCCGGCUACGCGGACAAGAACUGUAGUACAAACAUUGAUGAGUGUGCGGACAAUAUCUGCCAGCAUGGAUCAACAUGCGUAGACGAGGUGAACUCGUACAGUUGUCUCUGCAAACGUGGCUACACUGGCAAGUUCUGUGAAAUAUCACCAGUGGACAUUGAUCUGCCCAUUCCAGAAGCAGGAUUAUGUGAGAACCAUGAAUGUCAAAACAACGGCGUGUGUUACCAGGAAAGCAAAUCGUCUGACUAUACGUGCAAGUGUGUAGCCGGUUUUAUUGGCAAGAAGUGUGAGAAGCUGGCUAGCCUCGCUUUUAUGGCUGUUGACUCCUACAUUCAGUUACCGAAAUUCAAUUUCCAGGCGUUUUCAAAUAUCACUAUAGUUAUGAAGACGAACUCGAGCUCGGGACUAUUGAUGUACACUGGUGUGGAGGAGCAUUUGGCGAUAGAGCUGUAUAAAGGACGGGUUGCCGUCAGUUUUUACGUCGGAAAAGAGCACAUCCCGUCACAAUUUAGCUACAUGUUCAGUUUUACUAAAGUUGAUGAUGAGAAAUUUCACACCAUUGAACUCCUAGUGAGUCAAAGAAACUUCACAAUGCGGGUCGAUAAUGGUUACCCCAGGACAGUAAUAAAUGAAGGCGCCCAUCAAUACCUAGAUGUGAGUGAUGACAUGUUUCUUGGCGGCGUGCCAAGACAUAUCAGCACCAGAGCUGAAAGAAAAUUCCACAUACGCGAUGGGUCAAGUUUCAAAGGCUGUUUUUCACAAGUGCUUAUAAACGGAAAACCUCUUGAUUUUAUGGUUACAAAACGCAAUCACAAAAUGACACCAGGAUGCAGUAAUCCAGAUCCGUGUAAAAAUCAUAAAUGUUUAAAUCGAGGAAAGUGCAGAGCUAACCCGGGUGGUGAAGAUUACUCGUGCCGUUGCCGUGCAGGGUACGGAGGUCGUCACUGCGAAUUAGGUGAAUAUCCGUCAGAUAGUAGCUAUAUCUCAACGUGCAAGGGUACAGUUUUUAAGGAUAUAUAUGUGGAUCCAAAGACGAAUUGUCGCACAAGACGAAAGUUGAAAUAUCGCAGGUGUGAGGGGACUUGCCAUUCUGAUUGCUGUAGUCCUAGCAGAAUAAAAAACAGAAAAGUACGACUUUAUUGCACAGACAAUACUAGUUACAUUUAUGAGCUUCCUAUAAUCCGGAAGUGCGGUUGUAAACGGUGUUGAAUGAAAAUAACACAAAUGUGAUAAUUGGUUAAAGUUAUGCACUUUAGUGUCAGUGUGUCAUUGUGUUUGGAAGACUAAAGGUUUCUCCAUUAGUUUCGAACUCUUAAAGAAGACGCUAACUUAGUGCUUCGGUUAUUUCGGAAAUGUGCAAAUGGCAAUAAUCACUUAAUCAUUUUAUAGAAACAUGAAUAAAGAAUGUGUAAAGCAAGAUACCAAUUAUUCAAGUGAAUGCAAGAAUAUGUAACGCAAAAGACUAAUAAUUGUUCAUAAAGAAACACGUGAAAUGCAAGGAUAUGUAAACCAGGAGACUAAUUAUUCAUAAAGAAACAUGUAAAUAUAAGAAUAUAUAAAGAAAUAGACUAAUUAUUCAUAAAGAAACACGUGAAUGCAAGAAUAUGUAAAGCAAGAGUACUAAUUAUUCAUAGAGACACACUCGAAUGCAAGAAUAUGUAAUACAAAAGACUAAUCAUUCAUGAAGAAACGUGUGAAUGCAAGAAUAUGUUAAGUGACAAACUGUAGAAAAGUAUUCUAAAUUAUUUUGGAAAAGAAUUAUUGACAGAGAAGUCUGAAACUACAAAACGUCUUAGAUUCAUGAAAUGAACGUUGUAGAGAAAUAAAAGGUUAAACAAGCAUAUCCUUGUUUAUAUGUAUACGUAUACAGAGUUGAAGUUUAUAUAGUGACUCUAUCGUUCAUAACAACGAGAAUUUUAUGGGGGAUUAGCUGUGUCAAAUAAUGUGGAAAGAGUUAUCUUCGAAGAACAAAGGAAGAUAACGAACUAACUGACUCACAAUAUGUGAAAUAACUCUUUACGGAUACGGAACGUGUGAGAAAAAUAACUAUUUUCGGAUACGGAAGAGAAAGACAUACACGUGUGAGAAAAAUAACUAUUUUCGGAUACGGAAGAGAGAAGCAUACACGUUUGAGCUAAAGGGUGUAUAUGACUGACUCGAAGUUUUAUGGGACUUUGAAUCUUUUUAUUUCAAGCACUGUAAAUUAUAUAUUUCAACGUAUUUAUGUUUAAUCUUGUACAUAGAAACUAUAUUGAUAUUUUCGAAGAUGAAAAGAUACUGUUUAUUUUUGUUGUACAAACUUUUGUUUACUAAAUGAGAUCUGAAUAGAAAUUGACUUUUACUUUACAUAUUUAUGACUUUUAAAAGUAAAAACUUAUUUUUUUCUUCCAUGUAAUGUCAAAAACGUUUUAUUAAUCUUUUAGCAACGUUAACGCUAAGCAAUGUAUUUGAAAUUUCAAAGUUAAAUACGAUAGAAUUAUAUAUACUUUUUGAAUUCAUUACUAGUACGGAUUGUAUAAAUAUUACGAAUAUUAACAGUGAGUUUUUAGCUACAGCAGCGAAUUUUGAGUAAGUAAUUGUUAAUUUUUAUACAGAUGUAUUGAGAAACAUGAUACCUCGAUCAUAUUUCGCUCGUUUUACGCAUGAAAACUGCCAUAAUGAAAUAUUUGAGAAAGCAUACAUGUUUGUCACUUAAAAACCAUUAUUAUUGUAGUUCAUUUUGAGAAUUUACUUUGUCGUUGGACUGUUCCACUUUCGCUAUUUUCCGCCUAAGAAAAAUAACUACCCCAGUAACAAUGUUUCACACGUAAUGUCCUAUAAAACUAUAUUAUUUAUACAAAGUACCCUAGUACAAUAAAUGAUUGGAACCUAAUUUUGUCUAUAUAAUAUAUUUUUUGCGUAUGUUGCAUCAAUGUCUGGAUUAUUAAAACCUUACAAUAUCAAUAAUAAACGACUUAAUCAGGUGACGUAUCACAUUUAAGAAUAGAUGCUACCCUGACCAAUCGAACACUCGAUUUUACUCCUAUACAAACGAAAUAGUUUGAAUAGCUACUGAAUUCGGAAUGGAAAUGAUCAGAAACUUGCAGCAUGAAUAAUAACCUUAUUUCAGCAUGUUUUAAAGGUAAAUUAGGUCAACGUUACCUUGGAAAACCCAUGGGAAACCCGUGUCAUAUCAUCGAAGAUUUUGAUUUUAAGUAAAUAGCAAGUCCAUGUGUUCAUCGUUUCUGGCUUUGAGAAAUAUAGUGUGCAUAUUUUUAUUCUUGUACAAAUUUAAACGCGAAGCUCAGAACUAUAUGUUAAGAUUAUUGACUUCUUAGAGAUAUUGCUUUUAAGAUUUUUUUGUAAAAUCAAGUCCAAAAUGUGUAAGUAUUUUGUGUAAUUUAAUAUUCGUUGUUUUGUGGAUAGCUUUUUGAGAUCGUCAGUUUGUAAAGUAAUCAUUAAGUAACGCUAAGCCUGCGUGAUAUUUGUUUAGACCGGCUUUGAGAUAUUUUAAAUAUUUUGAAUUGAACACGAUGCUUCGUAUUGUUUUUUUUUAAUCUUCGUUGUUAUUGUGGCAAUGGAUUUCUGACUUUUAGGAAUUCCAUCUAACCCUCUCUUGUUCCUUAACCUUUAGCCUGCUGACGGCAAGUGAUUCUGCCUUUGCGACCAGUGCAGACCAAUAUCAGCCUGCACAUCCGUGCAGUCUGAUCAUGGUCUGCACUGUUCGCCUUUUUGGUAUGCACCCCUUUAACAGUUAAUGGUACUGUCCAAAUUGAAAGAUGGACAAGUUCAUUAUAGAAAUUUAGCAGGGUAAGGGUUGAAUGAUUGUUUUAAAUGGAUCAUAUUCUUUACUUUGUUGGUCAUCAUCUUAGAAAACAAACGCAUUUUUCAGUCACGUUUAUUUUCAAAACCUGCUUUCGUUUGGCUGUGAUGUGUUUAUUAACAUAUUUAUUAGGCUUAUAGAUAUACACCGGACCGUCCCUGUUACUUUUACUGGCAUCAGAGCUGAUUUUCUAACCCUAAGCCUUGUAUCGCGAGAAUUUUGCGUGUGCUUGUCUCCCUUUUAAUCAAAUAAGAUCAUUUAUUGUUUUAAAUAAUUUGAAGGUAUGCCAUUUAAUUUAUGUUUCUUUUAUUGACAUCCUUGCAAUGUGCUUUUAUGGUUCCGUAACAAUGUAUUUUAGUCUUGUUUUCCACAGGCCAGUAUUUGGAAAAUCACCCAGAUUCAUGGCACCAUUUGUGACCAAAUUCAGUUUUUAGUGUUUUAAAACCUGGUAGUUUAUUUUCAUUUCGUCAUACAUGUAUUUGUGUAAAUGUUUUCAUAUUAAAAUGUUAUACAAGAUGCUAAUUUAAUGAAAGUCCUAAACUCACACCACAGCACCAUACAAGUGAUUUUACAAUAAAUAUUUUAUUUAUUUCAUAAACGUAUCAUUUAUUACAAACAAGUGAAUAGGUGACAAAGUGUUUUUUUUUUUUUAUUAAAACUGUCCUUUUACCCAAAUAUAUUUUCAAUAAUAAAUAUUUGUUUAUAUAAGCGAGCAUAUUUAUAUGAAGUUUUCUGGUACUGAGAGAUGUAUACUUCAUUUCUUGAUCAUUAAGACGUGAAUGUUUCAUAUAUUAAAUGUUUACUGUUUA